AUGGAUGAUAAUAAUGAUCAAAUGAUGCAUUCAACUGAUACUGAAUUACUUAGUUCAGAAGAGGAAUUUGAAUAUUCAACAAAUCAACAAUCAACAAUUUCAUUUUCUGCUAUAUCUAAUUUAUUCCUAAAUUCAUGCUAUUACUACUAUGAUUUAUUCAUGCAACAGCUUAUCACACAAUCAUUAUCAAAUCAGCUAUCACUACAACAUCUAACUGCAAUACCACUAUUACAGCUAGCUGAAAUUGAGCAAUUAAUUAAUUCGCAAUUAAUUAGAUCAGAAUAUUCACAGCUAAUUACAUCAUCACAAUUUAUAAGAGAAUUAUUAAAUUCUACAUUAUGGGAUCAAUGGUUAUGCAUAUUAGCUAAAUUAUUAACACCAAAUCAAUGGCAAUUGUAUUGGAUGAAUUAUUUGAUGCAAUUUGGUACAGUUGGCUUACCGCAACAUUUAAUUAACUUUUUUGCAACUGCCACUUCAACUGCAAAUUUAAAUUUCACAUCUAAUUCAGUACUAGCAUUACAAAUGAUGAAAGAAGCUAAUUGGAUGCAUUUACAACAACAAUUUUAUGCAACAACUCAAUCGAGGAGUUCAAAAACAACAUGUCGUCGACUGAAACACCAAAAUCAUAUAGGAAAUGCUAAUUAUCAUAAAGGUUAG
This is a messenger RNA of Brugia pahangi, 657 nucleotides long. The record is from the annotation of a GenBank genome assembly. NCBI's taxonomy places the organism in Eukaryota, Metazoa, Nematoda, Chromadorea, Rhabditida, Onchocercidae.